Dromiciops gliroides (monito del monte) is the source of this 4765-nucleotide messenger RNA. RefSeq names its product bromodomain containing 2 (gene BRD2). The record is from RefSeq and is a predicted model, not a curated record. Gene Ontology annotation, biological process: chromatin remodeling; regulation of DNA-templated transcription. Gene Ontology annotation, cellular component: nucleus; chromatin. The transcript is spliced from 13 exons. Bases 1751 to 4153 code for a protein of 800 amino acids. NCBI's taxonomy places the organism in Eukaryota, Metazoa, Chordata, Mammalia, Microbiotheria, Microbiotheriidae.
AUGGGGGGAGUGCGACAGCCGCUGGAAAGAAAGCCAGGUUGGGAGAGGAGACAGUAGCAGGACCGUGGGGUUGGGUCCGGGGUACGGCGAGCCCCAGACCUCCACGCGCACCCCUAGAAAACCUACGGAAAACUUGCCCGGAUGACUAGUGGGGGGGCUGACGACACGUGACCUGCCUUGACCAAUCCCGGUACUGCUGACGUGGCCGCGCGGCCACGAAACUCUCCCCCCAGGAAGGGAGGGGCCGGGGGUGCCGCCCCCCCCAUCGCUGCAGUUUCCGGGGGGGGGUGACACCCCGGAUUACACCCUCCCCCCCACACCGAGCCGAGGGGAGCAGCAGAGCCCCCGCGGGAGGGUUGCCGGAGCCAGGGACCCAACUGCAGCUGUAGCGUCUUGGAGAACAACAACCAGCAGCCGAUUCCAACUGCCACGCCCCCGCCCGGGCGCAAGACCAACGACGCCCACGUGGCCCCCAUCCCCGUUCUCCCCUCCCCCCUUUUGCCCAUCGCCCGUUCAGUCAGCCAAUAAGAGAGCAACGAAUGGCACUACCCGCCCCGCCUUCACCAAUCGCCUGGCUUGCCAGACAGAUUUGGAGGAGAGGAAGACGACGGCCGGAAGGGAAGGAGCGGUGGGUGUGGGAGACCCCGCUGCUCUGGUAUACCCUCCCUUCCCCCGACCUUCCUCCCGCUCUUGGGUCUCCGGACCACCGUCCAGCCUAUUGGCGCCUGCAGUGGGCGGGCUGUGGCUCCCCUAUGGGCCAAUGUAGCGAAGCUCUGCCUGGUGACUGAAACAGAGGAGGCAGGCCAGUGAUGUCAUUACUGUAACCUACCAAUGGGGAAGUCGCCCGCGGAGGGGCGGGCUUCUAGGCCUCCCUUCCCCCCGUGCGUGUGCGCGCUGGCCAGAAGGGAAGUCGCGAGCACGGUGGUGAGCGGGAGCUGCGGAGCUCCGCCCUCUCCCCCACCCCCCACCCCCGACUAUAUAUAAAGGGCCAGUGCUGAGCUCGGCGGCGCCAUUUCGCGCUGGAGCAGAGCGGCCUGUAGACUGGGGGAGGAGGAUCGGGCCCACAGCUACAGGGGCGGCAGAUCUCUGGAGUUCGCCAUUACAAUCCACAUCCAUCCGUUCGGAGAUCUCCCUUGGCCUGGCCUGGGACCAACCUUGGCGAGUACUGCAGACCCCAUAGAGACCUUCUGAGCUACCCUUUCUUGGGCCCCGCCCAAUACGCCGGGCCUGUCUGCGGCGCCAUCCCGCCCCCUCCUCCGCCCUUAAGAGGAGAUCAAAGAUGGAGUCGUCGGCGCUCUAAUCUGCUCUCGGUGUCUAUCCGCUGCCAUCCGACUCCAGAAGCGGCUUCUAGUCCCUUCGGUCAUCCCCAGCCGAAAGUAAGAAACUGGGACAAGCUGCAUCAGGUCGUAUUUAAUUGACAGUGGUAGAAAUCUGGGCUCUGUUGCUGGGUCCAAAGAAGCUCCCGCUCCGACCCCUAGCUCGUUCGCCCCGACUGUAGGCCGCCGCCAUUUUCUAACCGGCCGCCGCCUGAGCAGCGCGCCGUGGCGCUGAGGCCUCCCCCAGGUGCUGCGGUGAGGGCCGUGCAUUGGUGCCCGACAGGCCGGGGGCGGGGGACGCUCCCCGGGGGGGCCGAGAAGAGCCGGCCCCCCCUCCUGGGUUAUGCAGGGCACGGCCGGACUGGGGCAGAGGGGACCCGAGGCCACCCGGACUUGCUGCGGCUAAGGACGGUGCAGAGCCCCGGACAGCCAGGAUGCUGCAGAACGUGACCCCCCACAGCAAGCUCCCUGGGGAGGGGAAUGCAGGUCUACUGGGCCUGGGCCCUGAGGCAGCAGCCCCAGGGAAGCGGAUUCGGAAGCCUUCUCUGUUGUAUGAGGGAUUUGAGAGCCCAACCAUGGCUUCGGUGCCUGCUCUGCAUCUUCCCCCUGCCAAUCCACCACCCCCUGAAGUAUCUAAUCCUAAGAAGCCAGGUCGGGUCACUAACCAGUUGCAGUACUUACACAAGGUGGUGAUGAAAGCCCUGUGGAAGCAUCAGUUUGCCUGGCCAUUCCGGCAGCCAGUAGAUGCUGUCAAACUGGGCCUGCCGGACUACCACAAGAUCAUCAAGCAACCCAUGGACAUGGGAACCAUCAAGCGACGCCUGGAAAAUAACUAUUACUGGUUGGCCUCUGAGUGUAUGCAGGAUUUCAAUACCAUGUUCACCAACUGCUACAUCUACAACAAGCCCACAGAUGACAUUGUACUGAUGGCACAGACGUUAGAAAAGAUCUUCUUGCAGAAGGUGGCACUGAUGCCAUCUGAAGAGCAGGAACUGGUGGUGACCAUUCCCAAGAACAGCCACAAGAAGGGGGCAAAACUAGCAGCACUUCAGAGCAGCCUCACCAAUGCCCACCAGGUGCCUGCUGUCUCUUCUUUGUCUCACACGCCUUUGUAUUCCCCAUCACCUGAGAUUCCCACCACUGUGCUGAACAUUCCCCAUGGCUCAGUCAUCUCUUCUCCCCUCCUCAAGUCUCUGCACUCCACUGGCACCCCUUUGCUGGCAGUCUCUGCAGCACCUACUGCUCAGCCACUCACCAAGAAGAAGGGUGUGAAGCGGAAAGCAGACACCACCACGCCUACACCAACAGCUAUCCUGGCUCCCGGCUCCCCGGCCAGUCCUCCCGGGGGUGGCCCAGAGCCCAAAGCAGCCCGGCUGCCCCCUACACGCCGGGAAAGUGGCCGUCCCAUCAAACCCCCACGAAAGGACUUGCCAGACUCUCAGCAGCAGCACCAGAGCUCCAAGAAAGGGAAGCUGUCAGAGCAACUGAAACACUGCAAUGGCAUUUUGAAAGAGCUACUUUCCAAAAAACAUGCUGCUUAUGCCUGGCCUUUCUAUAAGCCCGUGGAUGCUUCAGCUCUUGGCCUGCAUGACUACCAUGACAUUAUUAAGCACCCCAUGGACCUCAGCACUGUCAAGCGAAAGAUGGAGAACAGAGAUUACCGAGAUGCCCAAGAGUUUGCAGCUGAUGUGCGGCUUAUGUUUUCCAACUGUUACAAGUAUAAUCCUCCUGAUCACGAUGUCGUUGCCAUGGCACGAAAGCUACAGGAUGUGUUUGAGUUCCGAUAUGCCAAGAUGCCUGAUGAACCAUUGGAACCAGGACCCUUACCUGCCUCGACUGUCCUGCCCCCUGGCUUGGCUAAAUCAUCUUCUGAGUCCUCCAGUGAGGAGAGUAGUAGUGAAAGUUCCUCAGAGGAAGAAGAAGAGGAAGAAGAGGAGGAGGAGGAAGAAGAAACUGAGAGCUCUGACUCGGAGGAAGAAAGGGCCAACAGGUUGGCUGAACUACAGGAACAGCUUCGGGCAGUGCAUGAACAAUUGGCUGCCCUGUCCCAGGGGCCAAUUUCCAAGCCUAAACGGAAACGAGAGAAGAAAGAAAAGAAGAAAAAGCGGAAGGCAGAAAAGCAUCGAGGGCGAGCAGGGGUAGAUGAAGAUGACAAGGGUCCCAGGCUGCCUCGACCGCCCCCACCCAAGAAAUCGAAGAAGGCAGGUGGUGGUGGCAGCAGCGGUCCUGGGGCUGCAGGGCCUCCUGGCUUUGGUCUUCCUGGAAGUGGUGCCACCAGACCCCCAAAGAAGGCAAUGAAGACAGCUCCACCACCACCGACUGCUGCCUAUGACUCAGAGGAAGAGGAGGAGAGCCGGCCCAUGAGUUAUGAUGAGAAAAGACAGCUGAGCCUGGACAUCAAUAAGUUACCUGGAGAGAAGCUAGGCCGUGUGGUCCACAUCAUCCAGGCCCGUGAGCCCUCACUCCGUGACUCAAACCCUGAGGAGAUUGAAAUUGAUUUUGAGACUCUGAAACCAUCCACACUUCGAGAACUUGAGCGUUAUGUUCUUUCCUGUUUGCGCAAGAAGCCCAGGAAACCCUAUACCAUCAAAAAGCCGGUGGGUAAGACGAAGGAGGAACUGGCUCUGGAGAAAAAGCGAGAGCUGGAGAAGCGGCUACAGGAUGUGAGUGGUCAGCUCAAUUCUACCAAGAAGCCCCCCAAGAAGGCAAGUGAGAAAGUGGAGUCAGCGCAGCAAGUGGCAGUGUCACGCCUCAGUGCCUCAAGUUCCAGCUCAGACUCCAGCUCCUCCUCCUCCUCCUCCUCAUCUUCUGAUACCAGUGACUCCGACUCAGGCUAAGGGGCCAGGCAGCAAUGGGGCAGGAGGCUCUGCAGGACCGGAUUCCCCUAGCCCUCUCCAGAGGUUCCCUUUAUUUGGAUCCCCCCUCACUCCAUUCCCCCCAUGUGGGAGAGCUGGCUCUACAAGGGGGGAGGGAUAGAUACAUGGACAGUUCCCCCUGUGGGACUCAAGGGACAGGAGGAGGGGAUUCCCCUUGGGCAGGAAGCUCCCCACUUAAAAAUAGACUGAAGUCGGGGGGAGGGGUCUUGGGUAGGUAGAAGGUUGGGCUAAAGCCUGAGGCCACAACUACCAGCUGCCCACUCCCCUCCAAGGGCCCUGUUUUCUGAAGUUGUUUGUUUUAAUUUAUUUUAAAUGGCAGGGUUGGGGGAGGUGGGGCUGGGGGGUGGGGUCCCCCUAGACUGGGGAGGGAGAUGGGGAGCUUAUUUUUUCUUUUUUUUUUUUUUUUUUACACGUUGACUUUUUUUUUUUCUACCUAUCCCUACAUCCUACUCUGUUGGGGCCCUUGGGGUCAUACCUUCUGUCUCCCCAAGAGGCAUUUUGAGCUAAGUCCUCUCCCUUUUUCGUGUGUCUGUUGAUUCUAACUUGUAAAUAAAGAAAAUACUAUUCAAGUUG